CAUAUAUUUUAUAGGUAGUUUUUGCAAAUUUCUAAACGUUACCAUGAUCAGGCUUACACUAGUAUCUUUAUGUAUGGUAUGUUCCACGAUGGGUUUUCCAAACGGAGCCCCGGACCUCGCAUGCAAGGGCAUGAAACCGGGUCACCUGCCCACGACUACAUCUGGGACAAACCCCUUCAUGCUGAACAUUUCAUCUACAACUUACAAACCAGGAGACACUGUUACUGGCGAGCUGUAUGGACCAGCUGGAUCAGACGGAAUGUUCAAAGGAUUUCUAAUCGAAGUUGGAACUCAAAAUAGUGUGGACCAGGAGGAAGAGGCAGUAGGAGAGUUUGUAUCCCUGGAUUCGUCCAUACAGAAACACGUCUGUGGAAACGCUGCAAUUACACACAUCAACAACAAAGAAAAGACACGGGUGUCAUUCUCGUGGAAAGCACCCCAAGAAACGGCUGGAACUCUUUAUUUCAGAGCCACAGUCGUACAGAAGUUUUUCCCAAGCAAAUACUGGUUGGGUGCUUUCUCAGUUGCCAUUACCCCGGCAUAGAUUUAUGAGAACACUGCUUUACUUCCAUGUUAUGUUCUGCAAUAGUUUUGCAUUAAACGUGUAUACAUC
Molecule: messenger RNA, 613 nt
Organism: Mya arenaria
Lineage: Eukaryota; Metazoa; Mollusca; Bivalvia; Myida; Myidae
Product: putative defense protein 3
Exons: 4
Coding region: 44-544 (166 amino acids)
Molecular function (GO): oxidoreductase activity, acting on metal ions
Source: RefSeq, a predicted model, not a curated record